AUGACUGAUUCAGUGCUGCAGGCAGCAGGUCCUAUCGCCCUCCCUGAUGCGUUCACACCACUGGCCGAUGCUGCUGCAAUGUUUACCACGCCUGAGGAAUACAUCUAUUCUAGAAAGAUUUCUGUUUCAGCUUCUGUGAACACCCCAGGGGUGCUCAUCCCACCCCCCAGACGGAUUAGGUUCCUGACCCUGUGCUCCCACGGCACCCCGCACUCCUGGGAUGGGCAUGGACGGCUGUCCACGUGGAUCUGCCACUGGGCUCGGCCUCGUCCUCAUGCGGUGCGUCGGCUCUGCCGGGGCCAGGCCUGUCUGCCCUGCCCUCUCCGGGGCCUGCGUGUCACGCCCCAGUUCCCCUCCGCGGGGGCCGUUCAGCACCGACGAGGCAUGAGACGAUUCCGCAGAGUCACCACUACCAGGCCACCAGGACCCCUGGGCCACCCUGAGGCCCGGCUGCUUCCCAGCGGCGACUGUGUCGGGGACCGGGUCCAUCACAAUCCCACUUCUGCGUGCAAGAAACAGCGCUGGAAUCGCUCCUCCCCACGCUCAAUACAGAGACCUCUGCAGGCAUUAACUCUAAAGAAAAAACACCCCCAGAGUAACAUGUCGUGCUCUGCAGGACCUCCUGUGUCAGUCGGGUGGGUGUGGACGGGCGGCGGUCCAGGCUUCUGCUUCUGUGUUCUGCCCGACAGACGCCUCCCCAAAGCCGUGCGCUCUGCAGUCCAGACGCUCAAAGCCAAGUUCGAGUCCCAAAGCCUUGGACGAACUCUGAACGAGCCGCUUUUCAUUCAACGCGCACACACGUGCUCUUCUUGCGUGGGCACACGCCUCUGUCUAAUUGGAAAGCAGUUUCUGUGUGAGACGUUGGGAAAGAAGGAGCUGGAGUCUCUGAAGAGCCCGUUUCGGUUGCUCGGGAGUCCCGGCUGCUGGGUUCAGCAUGUGCUGGCCCGGCAGAGAGCAGGUGGGAGGGAUCCAACCGGCUGGCGCCCUCCCGCAGAAAGGCCAGCUCUGAUGUCAGUGGAGGUCUGGUGUACAGGGAGCCAGGCUGUGCUGGGUCUGAUCCGGAUCCUACUUUACAUGACUCAGGAAGAGACUGUGGCAAAACCAUUGAGAGGGAUGAAUCAGAAAUUGGCAGAAUAAAUGACACAAAAUCCCAGAUCAAAGCUCUAAUCCCAUUACCCAUGCGGAUGAUCCUCCGAGAGAGGCAUGGAAGGACACGGCCGUGCAUGAAGAGAAAAAUGGCUCUGAAACUGACACGGCCUCUUUUGUUCAAACAAAACAGACCCCUCAGUGCCCACAUCCAAACCAGGACCCCCAAGCCCAGACGCACGGUCUGUCUGCUGAAGGCUGCGUGGGGUGUGUCGGCUGCCGCCGUCCCUGUCGGUGUGAGCAGAGGCACGGCUGUCCUUGCACGAAGCCUGCUCUGCUAAGGCGCCCAGUGCUGAGUCUGUCCGAGAGCCUCACCUGGCCCCCGGGAGGGAUGGGCGUUCAGUGCUGAGCAGCAGGUGCCAUUGUCUUUCCCUGAGCUCUGAAGAAGGCGAGUGGCCCUGGCACGGGUCCAGGAGAUGGGCCCCGCUGCCCAGGACCGUCGCUUGGCCGUGUCACCUCCCAGGGGCCAUGGGACUCCUCUAAGCCUCAGAGUGCUCAUCAACCACUGAGGCAAUAAUUGUCAACCCUACGUCAUUCGGUUUUACUGGAAUAAAAUAAUGCUGGACUUCCCAUUCGUUAGACGGUCGGGGAUAUUUAGGUCGACAGCUCAGCUUUACCUAUUUUCUUCCUAAAGUG
This is a messenger RNA of Lemur catta (Ring-tailed lemur), 1782 nucleotides long. RefSeq lists its product as uncharacterized. The transcript is spliced from 6 exons. Lineage: Eukaryota; Metazoa; Chordata; Mammalia; Primates; Lemuridae. The coding region runs from base 1 to 1137 and encodes 378 amino acids. The record is from RefSeq and is a predicted model, not a curated record.